This is a messenger RNA of Cornus florida, 5915 nucleotides long. RefSeq lists its product as uncharacterized. NCBI's taxonomy places the organism in Eukaryota, Viridiplantae, Streptophyta, Magnoliopsida, Cornales, Cornaceae. Gene Ontology annotation, biological process: proteasome assembly. Gene Ontology annotation, molecular function: molecular adaptor activity. Bases 80 to 5542 code for a protein of 1820 amino acids. Gene Ontology annotation, cellular component: nucleus; cytoplasm. The record is from RefSeq and is a predicted model, not a curated record. The transcript is spliced from 35 exons.
AACACCUUCCUUCGGUCUCUGUUUGUUUGUCUUGGCAGAAAAGAAAAUAAAAGAGCAGAGAAGAAAGAAAACACGGAUAAUGUCGGAAUCAUCGUCUUCGCCGUCGGUUCCUACAGUGAAAUCCGAUGCGGAGGUAGAAGAAAUGCUGGAUCGGAUGCUCACCCGUUUGGCUCUCUGUGACGACUCCAAACUCGAGACCUUGCUCUCCAAACUUCUUCCCCUCUCUAUUUCCUCUCUUUCUUCUCACUCUCCGGCGGUCAGAAAGAAGGUUAUUGAGAUCCUGAGUCAUGUGAACAAGAGAGUGAAACACCAGCCAGAGAUUGGUUUGCCGUUAUCGGAGUUAUGGAAGUUGUAUGUGGAAGCAAAUGCUGCUCCUAUGGUUAAGAACUUUUGCAUAGUAUAUAUAGAAAUGGCAUUUGAACGACUAAAUGUAGAGGAGAAGGAAAAUAUGGCACCCAUACUUGUAUCUAAUAUUUCGAAGCUUCCUCCUCAGCACCAGGAGAUAGUCUUGAGAAUCACUGCAAAGGUGAUUGGUGAAUGUCAUUCAACUCAAAUUAAUGAUGAAGUUGCUGCAAAGUACAGGGCAAUUAGUGGUUCUGAGGACACAAAGAUAUUUCUUGAAUUUUGCCUUCACACAGUUUUAUAUCAACCACCAUCUCAAGGUGGAGGAUGCGCACCUGGGCUUUCAAUUACUCAAAGUAACCGUGUCACUGGCAAAGAUCCGUUGAAAAAUGAUUUGCUUAUAAUUAGAAAGUUAGGGAUCUUGAAUGUCAUUGAUGCUAUGGAGCUGGCGCCUGAACUUGUAUAUCCUAUCUAUGUAUCUGCUUGUGCAGACUGGCAAGAGCCUGUUGUUAAGAGAGGGGAAGAGCUUUUGAAAAAGAAGGCUUCUGGUGCGAAUUUAGAGGAUGCAAACAUGAUGAACGAACUGUUUUUACUAUUUAAUGGUACUGCUGGAGCUGAACAUAUUGCACCAGAAUCUAGAGUGAGUCCUGGGAAUCCUGUUCUGAGAGUGAAGCUGAUGUCUAUUUUCUGCCGGUCAAUCACAGCAGCAAAUAGUUUCCCCUCAACUUUGCAGUGCAUCUUUGGUUGCAUAUAUGGAAUUGGUACCACCUCAAGGUUGAAGCAGGCGGGAAUGGAAUUCACUGUUUGGGUUUUCAAGCAUGCGAAAGUGGAACAGCUGAAGCUUAUGGGCCCUGUUAUACUAACUGCAAUUCUGAAGUCUCUUGAUCGUUAUUCUACUUUGGACUCAGAUGCUAUCGCUAGGGACACUAAAACCUUUGCCUUUCAAGCAAUUGGAUUGCUUGCACAAAGAAUGCCUCAACUUUUUAGAGAUAAGAUUGACAUGGCUGUUCGGCUUUUCAAUGCUCUGAAAUUGGAGGCUCAGUUUCUUCGUCUAACUAUCCAAGAAGCGACCAAUUCCCUUGCUGUUGCAUACAGGGGUGCACCCACAACAGUCUUAAAGGAUUUGGAGACACUUUUGCUGAAAAAUACUCAAGUGGAACAAAGUGAAGUACGUUUCUCUGCUGUGAGAUGGGCAACAUCAUUGUUUGACUUGCAGCAUUGUCCAAGCCGAUUUAUUUGUAUGCUUGGGGCAGCAGAUUCCAAGUUGGAUAUACGGGAAAUGGCACUUGAAGGUUUGUUUCUGGGUAAAGAUCAAAGGAGAACUAUUAACGACCAUUUCGAUAUUAAGUACCCUAAGAUUGGAGACAUGCUGAAUUAUAUUCUUAGACAGCAACCGGCAUUGUUAGAUCCCACUGAGAUGAGGGAAAUGAAGCUUCUUUUCCCAUCACAAACAUAUGUGGCUAUGAUCAAAUUUUUGUUGAAGUGCUUUGAGGCAGACAUGGAGCAAAAAACCUCGGUAGAAAAAGCCUCUGAAUUUUGGCUUUCAGUGGAAAAUACGUGUUUGCUGCUAGAACAUGCUAUGGCGUAUGAAGGCUCUGUUGAGUUGCAUGCUAAUGCCUCCAAUGCUUUAAUCGCAAUUGGAGCUAAAAUACCAGAGAUGCUACCAUCACGCUAUGCUGUGAAAAUUUCAUGGCUAAAGCAAUUACUAAGUCAUGUGGACUACAACACUCGUGAAUCUGUAGCACGCUUACUUGGAAUUGCUUCCCAUGCUCUUCCUAUAUCUGCUUCGUCUGAUCUUAUAAGCGAACUAAUUUCCUCAUUUGGUGUUCAAUGGAUCAGGUUUGAAGCACAUCAUGGACUUUUAUCGGCCUUAGGAUAUGUUACUGCAGAUUGCAUGUCUAGAACACCUACUAUUUCAGAAUCAUUGCUUCAGCGUGCACUUAAAUGCCUGGUUGAUGUUGUUAACUCUGAAACUGCUACAUUGGCUUCUGUGGCAAUGCAAGCACUGGGUCAUAUAGGAUUGCAUGUUCCCCUGCCUCCGCUUCUUGAUGACUCUAGCUCUGUUUCCAUUUUGACAGUCAUGCAAGGAAAGUUGAGCAAGAUAUUUUCAGGUGAUGAUAUUAAAGCAAUCCAGAAAACUGCUAUCUCUUUGGGGCAUAUGCUGGCAAAGGAAUCAUCCUCUUCAAAUCUAAAUAUUGCCCUCGAUUUGAUUUUCAGUCUUUGCCGAUCGAAGGUCGAGGAUAUCCUCUUUGCUGCAGGGGAGGCUCUUUCAUUUUUGUGGGGAGGUGUUCCUGUGACUCCUGAUACAAUUCUUAAAACUAACUAUACUUCACUUUCCAUGAGUUCAAACUUUCUUAUGGGAGACAUAUCUGUUCCUUUGUCGAGAUAUAGCUCUGUAGAGUCCGAAGCUACUGAAGAUUGCCAUAUAAUGGUUAGAGAUGUGAUUACUAGAAAGCUUUUUGAUGUUCUUUUGUAUAGUAACAGAAAAGAGGAGCGUUGUGCUGGAACUGUUUGGCUUCUAUCUCUAACAAUGUACUGUGGUCAUCACCCAGCCAUACAACAACUGCUUCCAGAGAUCCAGGAAGCAUUUUCGCACCUACUAGGCGAGCAGAAUGAACUUACACAGGAGCUGGCAUCCCAAGGCCUAAGUAUUGUAUAUGAACUUGGCGAUGAAACAAUGAAGAAGAACUUAUUAAAUGCACUUGUUGGAACCUUGACUGGUUCAGGGAAGAGGAAGCGCGCUGUCAAACUUGUUGAAGACUCUGAAGUGUUUCAAGAGGGUACUAUUGGUGGAACUCUCAAUGGAGGGAAACUUAGCACUUACAAGGAACUCUGCAAUAUGGCUAAUGAGAUGGGGCAGCCAGACUUAAUUUAUAAGUUCAUGGACUUGGCUAAUUAUCAGGUUUCUUUAAAUUCCAAGAGGGGUGCUGCUUUUGGGUUUUCGAAGAUAGCCAAGCAAGCAGGGGAUGCUCUAAAACAGCACCUACGGUUAUUGAUUCCAAGGCUUGUUCGUUACCAAUAUGAUCCUGAUAAAAAUGUGCAGGAUGCAAUGACACAUAUCUGGAAAUCUUUGGUGGCAGACUCAAAGAAAACCAUUGAUGAAAACUAUGACCUUAUUAUUGAUGACCUUUUGAUGCAAUGCGGUUCAAGGCUUUGGCGUUCACGUGAGGCUUCUUGUCUCGCUCUUGCAGAUAUCAUCCAAGGACGGAAAUUCUAUCAGGUCGGGAAACAUUUGAAAAAAAUAUGGAUAGCUGCAUUCCGUGCAAUGGAUGACAUAAAAGAGACUGUUCGAAAUUCUGGUGACAAGUUAUGCCGUGCUGUUACUUCAUUGACGACAAGGCUAUGUGAUGUCUCUCUGACAGAAAUAUCAGAUGCAAAACAAGCAAUGGAUACUGUUUUGCCUUUUUUACUAACAGAAGGAAUAAUGAAUAGAGUGGACAAUAUUCGCAAAGCAUCAAUUGCAAUGGUUAUGAAGCUUGCAAAGAGCGCAGGGGUUGCAAUUCGUCCACAUUUAUCUGAUCUAGUUUGUUGCAUGUUGGAAAGUCUAUCAAGCCUUGAGGAUCAAGGCCUUAAUUAUGUUGAGUUGCAUGCAGCGAAUGCUGGUAUACAAAUGGAGAAACUUGAAAAUUUGCGUAUUUCAAUUGCAAAAGGCUCUCCAAUGUGGGAAACUCUUGACCUAUGCAUAGAGGCUGUGGAUACCCAGUCAUUAGAAUUGUUGGUUCCUCGUCUUGCGCAGUUGGUUCGAUCUGGAGUUGGCCUAAACACUAGGGUCGGCUUGGCAAACUUUAUUAGAUUAUUAGUUCAAAAAGUUCAUGUCGAUAUCAAACCAUUUACUUCCUUGCUACUGAAAAUUUUGUUUCCGGUUGUUAAAGAGGAAAAAAGUGCUGCCGCAAAACGUGCCUUUGCAAAUGCUUGUGCAACAAUUUUAAAGUAUGCAGCUCUUUCUCAAGCCCAGAAGUUAAUUGAAGAUACUGCAGUUUUGCAUACUGGUGACAGGAAUGAUCAGAUUUCGUGUGCAAUUCUAUUGAAAAGCUAUUCUUCAAUUGCCACAGAUAUACUGAGUGGAUUUCAUGCUGCUAUCAUUCCUGUUAUUUUUGUUUCAAGAUUUGAGGAUGACAAGAACGUUUCUAGUCUGUUUGAGGAAUUGUGGGAAGAAAAUAUGAGCAGUGAAAGGGUCACCCUUCAAUUGUAUUUGGGAGAAAUUACUUCGCUUAUUUGUGAGGGCCUUGUGUCAUCAUCAUGGGCAAGUAAAAAAAUGUCAGCCCAGGCAAUUAGUAAGCUUAGUGAAGUCUUGGGUGAAUCUUUAUCUCCGUAUAGUGACGAUCUGCUUAAAUCUCUCAUGAAGGAAGUUCCUGGUCGUUUAUGGGAGGGAAAAGAUGCUUUAUUAUAUGCAUUAGCUGCUCUUUGUUCGUCUUGCCAUAAAGAAAUUGCUUCUAGGGACUCCAACACACCAAAUUCCAUUUUGAAUAUGAUAUCUUCUGCAUGCACAAAGAAGGUCAAGAUAUAUCGUGAAGCAGCUCUUUGCUGUCUAGAGAAGGUUGUUAAAGCCUUCAAUAAUCCGGACUUCUUUAAUAUGGUUUUUCCAUUAUUAUUUGAGAUGUGCAAUUCGACCAUUCUAAUCACGUCUACUCAAGGACCUUUGGCUACUGAUGCUGUAAAGGCAGAAGCAGAUGAGAUAGAAGGUUGUUCUGCUCCACAUGAUAAAAUUGUUGAUUGCAUGACAUCUUGCAUCCAUGUGGCACGUGUAAGUGAUAUUCUUGAACAGCAGAAGAACUUGCUGCAUGUGUUUUUACUUUCUCUGUCAGGCGGUUUUACUUGGACAGUCAAAAUCUCUGUGUUUUCAUCAAUAAAAGAACUUUGUUCAAGGCUUCAUGCCCAUGCAAAUGACACUCUGGAAACCUCCCUACAUGCCAGGAUAACUUCUUUAGUUCAUGAGUUGUUUUACUCUGCAUCACCUAAGGUAGUCGAAUGUAUAAGCACAGUAAAGAUUGCCCAGGUUCACGUUGCGGCUGCAGAGUGUCUUCUUGAAAUGACACAGCUGUACAAAGCUCUUCCACCUGUGCAUCGGGCAGAAGUUGGAUUUAAAAAUGAGCUUUUGUAUCAGUGUGAAGUGGAAAAAAAGGAGCAGGCAAAAUCAUUGCUUAAGAAAUGUAUUGACAUCAUCGAUAGCAUGGAAACGAACAGCAUCCCGGCAUCUUGAGUUUACAUGCGUAUAUUAUGAAAGCUAAAUUGUCCAUUGCUGUUUGUAAGAAGCAGGUGAGUGCCACACGCUAUGCUGGGAAAAAUAUCACAAGAGUUUAUCUUAUGAUGAAGAAGAGAAGCUGUGGAGAGAUCGCAAAUUGAAUGGUUCAAAUUCAUCAGUUAGAGACUAGUUUACAAAAUUGUAAAAAACACAAAUGGUGGGUUGAUAUUACUUUGUAUUCAGAUGUGCUUGGAUUGGAGGAAUGGGGCAAAGCAUUUAAAGUUGUAGAUAAGGACUUCUUUCUUAAAAUUGGAAUUAUUGGUUAUCAGCAGGGAUCUACUUCUACAAUUUGAACUUUCUUUCAAUUCCAAUCCCAAUUCUAAAGCCCUAA